GUUAAAUGAAAUAUUUUUGUUUUAAUAUGAAGUACUGUCUAGGACUGUAUGACAGAUGAAAGUUUUUACAUGGCUGACUGGAUUUGCUAUCUUUAUAUUGUAGGUAUGAAUUAUUUCUCUUUCUUGCUAGAUGUAUACAAACACUUGUAACUUAUGUCCCAUUAAUUAUUCAGGGACAUCUAGAUUCAUUUUGUGUAUGUCGUUUAUACACGGCUUUUAGUUUUCACUGGAUAUUAUCGAUGACCAGAACAUUAAUGAAACCACAGUGGCAGAAAAUUAUUCUCGCUAUCUGAUCGGAUAUUGUAAAUUUUGAUACUGUCAUUUGAGACUGGAGAGAAGUUUUCACCAUAAGAGGUUAGACAGCCAGAACAGAGGUAUACCUGUUGUGAAUGACUAACUUUACACAAGGGAAUAUUUUGUGACACUGAAAACCUUUAGUAGUAUAGACAUCAGGAAGUAAUUUUCAUGCAAAAUCUGAAAUCAAGGAUCUAGAGGUUUUGGGUUAAGCAUUUAUUACUUGGAUAUUUGGUAGAAGCUUAGCAAGUGGAAAUUAGUUUAACACAAUGGGAAACAAAUCUUCAAAAAAGAAGCUUCCAAAGGAAGAUUUGGACUUCCUCACACAAAAUACAAAGUUCUCUAAGAAUGAGAUUAAAGACUGGUACAGAGGAUUUAUGAGAGAUUGUCCAGAUGGUCUUUUGUCAAAGACAAAAUUCUUAGAAGUGUAUUCAACAUUUUUCCCAACGGGAAAUCCCGACCUGUUUUGUGAACAUGUUUUUCGAUCAUUUGACAAAGACAAUAGUGGUAAAAUAGACUUCAAGGAGUUUCUUUUAGCUAUUAAUAUCACAUCAGGUGGUAACCCUUCACAGAAACUCAACUGGGCAUUUGCCAUGUAUGACAUCGACGGAAAUGGAACUAUAGAGAAAGACGAAAUGGUUGAAAUUAUUAAAGCCAUCUAUUCCAUGUUGGGAAAUGCCUUGACCAACCAAGAUACUGAUAGCCCUGAGGAGAGAACGCACAAAAUCUUUGCCAAGAUGGACGUAAAUAACGACGGUGUCUUAACGCGCUCAGAGUUUGUUGAUGGAUGCAUGAAAGACCAGUUCCUAUACCAGAUGUUAACAGCAGACGCAGGGGGCUGUAACCAGGAAUAAACUUAUGAAGACAGUUAUACUUCACAAUCACUCUUCAUUUUUAUACAUUUAUGUCCUUUCAACUCCUGGACAUGCUAUGGGCAGACAGACAGACAGGCAAAAUCAUGACUGGGCAAGAAUCAUUUAUUCUAGUGGCAGAGGCAUUGUUUUGAACUAUUAUCUGUUUGUUUUGGUGGUAAAAAUUUGCUUACCAAUGUUGAAUUUUUCAUCUCUCCAGUUUUUAGACGCUACUGAUAUUUUUCGAAAUGGAGAUAAGUUUGACAAAAAAAUUAGUAUGUAAAACACACUUUAUCAAAACGUUUCAGAGAUCUAAACAUUCAGAUCUCUUUGAUUUCUGUGAGAUUUGAGAACUAUUGCAUGACAAUCUGCAAUAAAACCAUAGUCUUUGUUCUAAACUGAGAGAUUCUCCAAAGAUCUUCAUUUUAGGUCACUACAAAAAGCUUGGUUCUUCAAUACAUUUUUUAGGAUUGUUAUUUUUUCAUAAAAUGUGCAAAAAGAAUUUUUUAACAAGAGUGAAGCAUCAGUUUACUGGAAUAAUAUCUUUUUGGUCUGUUUAUUUUCUUUAAUAUUAACAAGGAUCUAGCACUUUAGACUUGCAAGUAAAGUUUGGUAGUGACAACCUUCUUAAUAGGAUUAAAGGUCUCAGUUUAUGUAGAUCCAGUAUUGUACAUACAGUUAAGUAUUUGUGUCUGUCUAGAUGUGAGGUCAUGUGAAGGUCAAGGUCAUUCUGUAGCUCAGUCAAGGAGAUGGAUUUUUUCUUUGAAUAUGUAAUUGCUAUUGAAUCCCACAUUCCUUAAGAUUAUGUACAACUAAGAUUGUUUAUAUACUUAUAUCAUGACAUCAUAUUACAUCUGUGAAUAGACUCACCAUUUAGCACAUUUUUUCAGAUUUUUUUCCCAUUUUUCUACUUGCUUACACUGAAUGUAAAAACCUUCCUUUUUAAAUUUUUGGUAUUUUUUAAAUAAGACUUUCAAACCGGUUUAUGAAAUAUAACAGAGUAUUAUGUGAAGCACAAGCACUUUAGUGGUCCCUAUAAUAACAGUAGUUUAAAAUGUCUUAAAAGUUAUAAGGAGUAACUUUAAUUUUAAGAUGAAUAUGUUUGGGGGCAUCAGCCCAGUGCAUUCUACCUUAAUAUGUUUUAUGUCAAGUAAUGUAUAAUUAGAUACCCCACCAGUUUUUACUGUUCAUACACCAGUUGUGUUCUAUUUUAUUUUAUUCUGGCACGAUCUCUCGAACUUUGAGGUAGAAACUAUCAAUAGUUAGCUAAAAAACAUCCAUUUCAUUACAUAUACAUAUUAAAACUUACAUAUUUCAAAUUACCCACCUGUGUUUUAUUGCUAUUUUGCUAAUUUUUAUUUUGCUAUUUACUUUCACAAAAGUUACAUUUUAGAGAUUUAUUACGAAAGGGCUAUUAUUUAUGACAAGAUGUUUUCUUCAAAAAAAAAAAAAAAAAAAAAAGAAUGAUGGAAUGUAAAGAAUCAUCACCUCCUAAAAAUAAGAAGCAAUUUUAGCUCCUUAAAAUUUAUUUUAUUGAUGGAAAUUAGAACCAAAUGUGUUAAAUGUUUAUUAGUCUGAAAGGUUUUAUUCAUAAACAAAAUGAUCAAAUAAUUUUGAUGGUUUUGAACUUAAUCUGGCAUCUGCACUAGUAGAAUGAUAAACUUAUAUUUCAUUUAAUCAUAGCAAAACAGUAAAGUGUACUUUAUGAGGGAUAUUAAAUAAAAGAUGGCUCAUAUGAUAGGUAUUUUGAAGUGAAUGGCUUCUUAUAGUUGCUACACCAGUUCAGUGUUAUAAUACAUAAUUGCAUCAGAAGAGACUUUUAUUUUAGUAUGGAAGGUUUUGUAUAAUUUCUUUUUGGAAAAAAGAUCUUUUAGAAAAAUGAAAAGAGCUUGUAGCAUGUGAUGUUCUUGCUGAAAAGGAUGUCAACGUUCACUUAUUACAAGUGUUUUGGUAUGAAAUUAGGCCUUACCCAUCUAUGUUGGAUAUUUUGGACCAAAGUAGGUCCUUCCUAUGAAAGGUCAUUUAGUGCAAAAGUAACAUGGUAGUUUAUUCAAUAAACUUUUGUAACAAUGAGUGAUGUUUAAACUAAUACUUGCUAUAAAUGUUAGAACCAGAGCAUCAACUGUAGACAGUAGUUGCAUCAAGACCAGUUUAAAACCAAUGUUGUAUAAACCAUUUUUUUCCACAUAUGUGUUGUAAAUAGCACAUAGGUUCACAAAGCAUUGUGUUAUACCUAUUUUGUAAUCUUCACAUUUUUGAAAUGAUUGUUUUUGAAAUAUACAUGUUUUACUGUUUUUUACAAUCAUAUGCAGAUUUUUCAAUGCUCAUUUUGCUGUCUAGUGUGAUUUUUAUGAGGUAGCGAAUGUACUGUACUAUAUACUUGUAUUAUAUGCAUUUGGAUACUGUUACUUUUGAUUCUAAAAUAAUGAAAGAUGUAAUAUUCUUGAUCUAUAUAGUAAAUCAUAGCACUGAAGUAACUUUCAUGGUUAUUCAUAGUAGGAAAGUAACUUUCAUGGUUAAACAUGGUCUUGGAGUUACUUUAAUGGUUAGCCAUUGAUGUAAAGCAACUUUCAUGGUUAAUUAUAGUAGUGAACUUUUAUGGUUAAUCAUGGUCAUGAAGCAAAUUGUAUGGUAAAUCACAUUUGCUUUGUAACUUGUAUGAUAAAUCAUAGAUGUGAUGUAACAUGUUACACUGUAAGGUAACCUGAGUGAUAAUUCAUAGCUGUGAUAUACCAUGUUAUACUACAAGGAUAAAUCAUAGCUGUGAUUUAUCAUGUUACACUGUAAAGUAAACCAUAGCUAUGAUGUAACUUGUAUGAUAGGUCGCAGCUGUGAAGUAAUAUGUUACACUGUAAGGUACAUCAUAGCUGUGAUAUAACAUGUUACACUGUAAGGAUAAAUCAUAGCUGUGAUAUAACAUGUUACAUUAUAAGGAUAAAACAUAGCUGUGCUAUAACAUGUUACACUGUAAGG
Mercenaria mercenaria is the source of this 4118-nucleotide messenger RNA. RefSeq names its product neuronal calcium sensor 2-like. The coding region runs from base 564 to 1148 and encodes 194 amino acids. The record is from RefSeq and is a predicted model, not a curated record. Gene Ontology annotation, molecular function: calcium ion binding. NCBI's taxonomy places the organism in Eukaryota, Metazoa, Mollusca, Bivalvia, Venerida, Veneridae. The transcript is spliced from 6 exons.